Molecule: messenger RNA, 222 nt
Organism: Prunus armeniaca (apricot)
Lineage: Eukaryota; Viridiplantae; Streptophyta; Magnoliopsida; Rosales; Rosaceae
Source: the annotation of a GenBank genome assembly
AUGUUCCUCAGCCACAUGCCAUCUUAUAUUACUCUCAGAGAACAUCUAAUGGAGGUCUUCUCUGUUGGCUGCGCAAAUCUCACGGCCUGGUGCUCUGGGCUGAGGGGAUGUGCGUUAACACGUGACAUCCUUCUUUUGGAUGUGGAGCUGUUGUGCGCGGGCGUGCCAACACGGUCUACCGUGCGUCGAGAUGGUGAUGAGGUUUGGGUAGAAGAUGGUUAA